AAUGGAAUUUUUAUAUCCACACGAUAGAGGCCGUUUAAAAAUAUAAACAAUUUCUUCUGCCCAUCUAAUUUUAUAUUGUAUUUUGUAAAUGAUGCUGACUAUUGAUAAAGCACGCAAGCUGCCAAGAUGUCUAUUAUACCAUUGCUUGUACUAGUUGCAAUCUGUUUGACAUUUGCAUGCGGUGCUAACUCUUUUACAGGGGAAAAUAUGUAUACCUAUUCAAAAAGUAACAGCCCGUGUUAUAAAACCGAGAUGAACCUGUUGCUGGUUGGUGCGACUGGUGCUGGCAAAAGUUCCACGGGGAACUCUAUACUGGGCAAGAACGUCUUUGAAACAGCCUCUAACUCUGCACAGACAACCAAACAACUCCAGAUCGCGUCCGCGGAGAACGACGGAUACAAGUUCACUGUUGUCGAUACACCGAGUGAUUACGGCGCCGUACUCGAGCAGAACAGUUUGAGGGAGAUUUUAUUAAAAAACUCAUCAACAAGUUCUAAAUACUAUGAUGCUAUCUUGUACGUCAUAAGGUUUAAUAAUUUUAAUUCGGUAGAGGAUAAAAAAAACGUUGAAAUGUUAAAAAGUAUGUUUGGGGACAAAGUAAUGAGGGAAAAUACAAUUCUUGUAGCCACACAUCAUUUGAAAUGGUUGCAUGGUGAUGAAAGCGAACGUUCUCUUAUCGAUCGUUGGGACUUUUUUUUUUAUUACACUUUCAAAUACGUGCUAAAGGAUUGUGGGCGGAGAUUUAUUUUGUUUGACAACAAGCCUAAAGACAACGAAACGAUAAAGAAUCAAAUCAGAAGAUUGGCCGAAGAAGUCAAUGAAAUCAGAAAAACAUAUUCGAAACACAAUUUACGUUGGGGACUGGAAGAGACCGUGACAAAAAUUUGUAACGAGUUUAAAAACAUUUCAGCGGGCGACCCUCGGCGUUUGUAUUUGCUAGAGGGGCUAAAAAAUCGACUUUUAACCAAGAUUGAUUUUCUCUUGGAUAUAAUAACAAGGAAGCCGACAUUGGUACAAGUUCUGCGUGCAUCAAUCCAGUUGCUUGACGAAAUCAAUCGUGACAUUCUUGCAUUCAAUUUCCACAAGAACAAGGGACCUGAACCUAAACCUGGAUUCAUAGAACGUUUAGUAAGAUUCAAGAAUAAAGUGUGGUUUAUUUUAGGUUAUCCGUCCAAAUCAAAAGACCAAUGCGAAGAAAUGUAGAAUAAAAACAGGUUGGGGGUGGGGAUGAUUAGAAGUGUUGUAACUAAACUUGUAAGCAAUAAAUGAAAGUUGUUUAAUAAUGCAGCUCAACUUUUUUGAAAACAGAAUUUGUAAAUAUGCUAAGCACUUGAAAAAAUAACAAAAAUGCCCGACUGACAUUUGUCCGAAUGGUCGUUUGCUCGCAAGCCGUUUGCCAAAUUGCAACAGAUUAUCGAGAUGCAGUUAGCCCUAUUGUGUCCUAUAUGUCUUUAUGCGACUGGGUUACAGUAUUGGCUUGUCAAAAUAUUUUGUACGUGUAAACGUGGCGAAUGUGUCCAACACUUAAAGAUAGCCAGUGGAAUCAAACGAGCAUUAUUUUCCAUCCUCCCCGUCAUUAAAGAGGACAUCUAACGCUCUGGUCUUUCAUUUAACACAAGAGAUGGAGGAAAAUACCAACAAUAAAUCAUUGAUAGUUACAUUUCUCCGUCUGUUCGCUACUGGGCUAGAGCGAUCACUAACUCGGGCUUGGAGAAAAAGAGAGAGAAAACGGCCAACGGAAACAAUCAAGAUUUUAAAUGGCGUGAUUGUGUUGUGUGGGUUAAAAGAUACACGGAAAUAUUGUAUACGUUGUUAGUAUCAUCAUCUUCAUCAGGCUCGUCUCAUGAUGCUACAGUCAUUCCCCCCUAUCCCCAACAACAAUACAUAUACAAAUGUAUUUAUAAUUAUAUAAUUCUUAGAACAAUAAUUAUUGCUCGCAUUUAGCGUCAAAUACCUCUGAUUUUGGCAAGGCAAUUAUCAAAUAUAUUUUAGCUGACCAUGCUUAGAAAAUCCCUAUCUAAAAAGAAAACAAUUUUUAAUGACACUGAGUUUUCUGUUGAAAAGUUUUACUGUGACGUUCAGCACGUAAAAUUGUCUCAGGACAAAUCUAUUCAGUCUUAAAUUUACAGUUUUAGUGCUAAAGUAAAAACAUCUAAAAUAAUAACAGGCUUCAUUGAUUAGAAAGGACAUUAGUGUGUUCCAGUUCCAGCUUUUCUUCACAAAAUCUUAGUAUCGCUUAAUCUUGUAUCAUGUAGCUAA
Physella acuta is the source of this 2259-nucleotide messenger RNA. RefSeq names its product GTPase IMAP family member 8-like. The record is from RefSeq and is a predicted model, not a curated record. Lineage: Eukaryota; Metazoa; Mollusca; Gastropoda; Physidae. Gene Ontology annotation, molecular function: GTP binding.